Molecule: messenger RNA, 2067 nt
Organism: Acanthosepion pharaonis
Lineage: Eukaryota; Metazoa; Mollusca; Cephalopoda; Sepiida; Sepiidae
Source: the annotation of a GenBank genome assembly
AUGCAAUCAGAAUUGCCACUAACACCUGAACUGUUGGAGCAGGUUUUUGAUUCUCUAGAUGAAGACAAAAAUGGAUACCUUACCAUGAAGGAAUUCACAGAAGGAUUUGGUAGUUUUGUUGGAAUGAGAUCAUUCGACAGUACAGAAAAACUGAAUAACAAUUCUAUCAAUGAGAAAAUCUAUGGAGAAGAUGAAAAUGAUGAAAUUGAGGAGAGACAUUUCAAUGAGAUGCUAUGUAGUGUUGGUGCUAAAAGUUUAUUUGAUGAUGAGAGCACCAUUAAGGCCCUGUGGAUUCGCAUGCGGAAGGAAGAAGAGCCAGAUGUACUAGAAAAUUUUGAGGACUUCCUCUGUAAGGUUUCUAAAGAAAUCAAAAGAUCACAUGGAGAUUUCAAAACACUGGAAGCAGCCUUGAAAAGCAAAACUUCCUCUUACGAUGAAGAAGUGAAAAGACUUUAUGAAGAAAUGGAAUAUCAAAUCAAGAAAGAAAAAGAUACUAUUAUAAAUAAGGAAAAAGCCAAAGAACGAAUGUUCAGAGAAGAAAUGGAGAAAGAAUUGACAGAAAAAGAUGGUCAACUUCAAGAAUUAAUAAGUAGGCACAAAGAUUUGGAGAAGAAAAUGUCUGAAGUCAAUUUUUCAGAAGCAGAAGCAAAACAAACAAAUGACAGAUUAUUAAGGGAAAAAGAAGAGCUGGAAACAAAGUUAAGGAAAUCUCAAGAAGUUCUAGAAGAACAGAAGUCAUACAUUCAGCAACUGAGGCAACAACAGAAAGAUGAAAAAAGAGAAAGAGCAAAAGUGGCUUUGAAACUUACUGAAGGAAUAGCUAUGGAACGAGAAAGUCUUGUAAAGCAGUUGGAUUUCCUCAGGGAUAUGAACAGAAAAUUACGUGAUGAUAAGGAUGAAGCUGAAGCAAGGCGGGUGGCGCCAGAAACAUUCCCACCACAGGCACUCCCGAAUGUCUUGCGACCGACACUCAACAAGAGAGGUUCCAUCUUGUCGGAUUACUUCAGCCCACACCCAAGAAGGAACUCUCAGAUAGGAAAUUUCCCACAUGAAGAUGAUGAUAUAUAUGAAAUGGAAGAACUGGACUGUACAUAUACUCCUAACAGUAACAAUCACUUCUAUCAUCAAAACUUUAAUCAUAACAACAUUGUCAACAGCAAUAGCAACAACUGUAAACAUCAUGAUUCCACAAACAAACGCAAUGCUUGGAUUAAUCAUAAGCAAGCCAAUAAUUUCAGUUCAUCUAGUACAGCAUCAUCAACAAUCAUGAAUAUGGAGAGAGACUACCAGAAUAAAAGCAAUAAUGACAUUGAAACAAACAAUUAUUUGAACAGUGAACCAUUCCAAUCUUUCAACAGUGCAACAGAAAAAGGAGAAAUGGAAAUAGAUGAUAAUUCAGAAUCAGUAAUUACAGUACAAUCUGCAUACCAAGAUGAAAAUUCUAACAGUCAUCAAUCAGUUGUGAUUCCAGCUGAAGCCAAAACUCCUGAGCGGGUGUUCAAGAUUGUAUUUGUUGGUGAUUCAGGAGUUGGGAAGAGCAGUUUUAUCCAUCGUUUUUGUAAUGAUAAUUUCCAACCAGCUUUCAGUGCAACAAUUGGUGUUGAUUUUCAAGUAAAGUCUAUUGAGGUAGAUGGUCAUGUUUUUGCUCUCCAACUCUGGGACACAGCAGGGCAAGAGAGAUUCCGCAGUAUCACAAAACAAUAUUUUCGUAAAGCAGAUGGCGUAUUGAUAAUGUAUGAUGUUAAUUCUGAGAUUUCAUUGGUCAAUGUCCGCAACUGGAUGUUUAGUGUCAAAGAGUCUGUUGAUGAAAGCACUGUUGUAGUAAUAGUUGGAAAUAAAAUAGAUUUGUGCACAGAUGAAAGUAGGCGAACUGCUCAGUCCAAAAUAGCAUUAAGAAUUGCUGAAGAUAAUGACAGUCUCUUCUAUGAAACAAGUGCCAAGGAUGGAACCAGUGUUAAAGAAGCAAUGUUUGCCAUGGCUUGCAUCCUAAAGGAGAAAGAAGAUGAAGAGUUAGAGAAGGCUGUUGAAUUAAAAGUGGAACCAAAUAAAAAGACAUGUUGUAGCUGA